Messenger RNA from Cottoperca gobio, 985 nucleotides. It is a transcript of the gene colec11, whose product is annotated as collectin sub-family member 11. The record is from RefSeq and is a predicted model, not a curated record. The coding region runs from base 135 to 953 and encodes 272 amino acids. Lineage: Eukaryota; Metazoa; Chordata; Actinopteri; Perciformes; Bovichtidae. The transcript is spliced from 7 exons.
CUCUGUCUUUCCUCCCGGGACAGGACAGGGCGGACGGAGCUGUGGGCUGUCUGGGUGAGCUCGGGUGAGCGCGGGUGACGUCACCCAGACUGUGCACCGGUGAAGUAUAGCCCACCAACCAGUCCAUGUAAAGGAUGAUAGGAGAAAAGCUGUUGUUGCCCAUGAUACUGAUGUCUGUGCUGAGUUUACUGACACUACAGACAUCGUAUGGACAGCAGUUGGCAGAGGAGUCCUGCACUUUUCAGAUCCUUGUCCCUGGACUCAAAGGAGAACCAGGAGAGAAAGGACAAAAAGGAGCACCGGGGAGACCGGGAAGACUUGGUCCAUCUGGAGGGAUUGGUCAAAUUGGGCUUAAAGGUCAGAAAGGCAUAAUGGGACAUUAUGGAAAAGUGGGCCCGAGUGGAAUGAAAGGGGUAAAGGGAGACAUGGGGGAUCCAGGUCCAACGGGCCCUAAUGGAGAUCCAGGUGUUCCAUGUGAGUGCACACCAAUGAGAAAGAUGAUUGGAGAAAUGGACAUUCUUGUGGCACAGCUCUCCUCUGAACUGAAAUUCAUUAAAAAUGCUGUUGCCGGCAUAAAAGAGACAGACAGUAAGGUCUAUCUGUUGGUGAAGGAGGAGAAGCGCUACUCCGACGCUGAGGUCUACUGUCAGACAAGGGGAGGGCACCUGGCUAUGCCCAAGGAUGAGGGAGCCAACACGGCUAUCGCAGAGUACAUAACAGAAGCCGGCCUCACCAGAGUCUACAUCGGCAUUAAUGACCUGCAUCGUGAGGGUGUCUUCACCUACGUGGAUCUCUCUGCCAUGACUACGUUCAGCAAAUGGAGAAAGGGAGAGCCCAACAACGCUUACGAUGAUGAGGACUGUGCUGAGAUGGUGGCCUCUGGGGAGUGGACUGAUGUGGCGUGCCUCCCUACCAUGUUUUUCGUUUGUGAAUUUGACAAGGACAGUCUCUGAGUUCAGUUGACGUUAAAGAGACCACUAUAAAU